AUGAAAUUCUUUAAAACUACUGCUUUUCUUCCUUUAGCUAUUUCCUUUGUCUGUGCCGAUUAUUUACCCGAACUUGUUAAUAAUGCGCCUAGUAUUGCAAAUGUCAAGGAACGUAUUUCACCUCCUAAUAACAUGACAGUAUUUGAUGUUUGGUUUGCUAGAGGAAAUCGUAUCUAUCAAUGUAAUCCCGAGUUAACUGGAUUUCAACAUUGGUAUAAUGUUCAAACUCAAGCAUAUCUUUAUCCGACUCAAAGACAAGAAGCGCCUUUUGAUGUUCAAGGUAGAGAAAUUGGACAACUUAAUGCAGCUCCUUUAGAUCCUCUUCAACAAAUGGCUAAUCCUCUUGAUACAAUGCCAGUUAUUUACAGUUAUAGAGAAGGUUCAUGGGUUUCAACUGGACGACCCCUGGCUACAACUACACUUGAAGAAGGAAGAGUAGAAAGAGGUGAUAAUAUUCACUUGGAUGAUCAUUUAACUCCAGUAAUCAGAACAUCUACGAAUGGUUAUUUAUCUCAUACACGCUAUAUUGUUCGUAUUGGAUCCUUAGAUGGUGUCGUCCCAGCUGCAGGAGAUUGUGUUCGAAAGGGCUCACUUGUUAAUAAACCUUUUACUGCUUACUAUAUGUUCUAUACUGAUGAUGAAGGUUUAAAUGCUCUUGAACAAGAACAUAUUGAAUGGGAACGUCUUGUUGAAGAAUAUACCCCUGAAAAUUUAAAUUCUAAUGUCACUGAAGAAGAAGAUACUGAAACUUUAUCCAUGAAUUCUUUUGCCUUUUAG
Messenger RNA from Cokeromyces recurvatus, 777 nucleotides. RefSeq lists its product as uncharacterized. Lineage: Eukaryota; Fungi; Mucoromycota; Mucoromycetes; Mucorales; Mucoraceae. The record is from RefSeq and is a predicted model, not a curated record. The transcript is spliced from 2 exons. Bases 1 to 777 code for a protein of 258 amino acids.